This is a messenger RNA of Paramecium tetraurelia, 1470 nucleotides long. RefSeq lists its product as uncharacterized. The record is from RefSeq and is a predicted model, not a curated record. The transcript has 6 exons. Gene Ontology annotation, cellular component: cytosol; intracellular membrane-bounded organelle; membrane. NCBI's taxonomy places the organism in Eukaryota, Ciliophora, Oligohymenophorea, Peniculida, Parameciidae. Gene Ontology annotation, molecular function: sterol binding.
AUGGAAGGAUUGCUUAAUUGUCAAAUCGGUUUCUCGACCUAAAAGUACUAUUUCAUUCUUCACGACUCUGUGCUGUUGUAUUGUAAGAAGAAGGGAAAUCGUGUGAUUGGAUAAAUACAUUUGUCAAUUGCCAAAGUCGAGAAGAGAGAGUGUUAAAUCAAUAUAACUACAGGAAUUGAAAAGUUAAUAUUAUUGUUCGAAAAUAACUUCGAGAAGGAUGUUUGGUUUGAUUGCAUCUAAAAGUAGAAUCAGAAAUUGCAUUUGGAAGAUGAAUUAGAGAAAGUAAGAUCAUUACAAUAUCAAUUCGAAAGCACCCUUAAAUUUGUGAAUAAAACUAUUGAGUAAAAUCCAAAUCUAAAUUCAUAUUCUGAAAGAUUGUAAUCCUAUGGAUCAACCUUCAUUGAUAAAUUAAGCGAAAUCGUAGAUCUACUCUAUUAAUCAGCAUAACCAGAAUUUCAAAGUUGUCAAUCUAUAAACUCAAUACACACUCAGAGUUUGAAACCAGCACCAUAAAUCAAAAAAUCAUAGAAACUCAAAUAACAACAGUACAAUGUAUGGGGCACUGUAAAACAUCAAAUUCUUAAUAACAACAUUUAUCAAAUGAAAUUACCAAUCUACCUCCAUUAACCAUCAACCAUGUUGUAAUAAGUAGCUACUCAAAUGAAAUACAUAUCAAUUUUAGAUAGAGCAAGUUCAAUCAGAGAUCCGGAUUUCAAAAUUGCCUUGAUCUUUGGAUUUCUUAUAUCCUAAUAUUCUGCUAUUCCAAAAUUAUUGCCUCUUCCUUCCAAGAUCAAUGAAACCUUUGAAAUUGUAGAUACCUACAAGUAUUUGUCAUAACAAAUCAAUGAAAAUGCAAUUGCCUUCUUUGCCACAUCUCCAAGUCUUGAUUACAAUGGAUAAAUAGAAUAUAAGUUCUCAUUUGACAAUUUGAUCCUCGAUAUUAAUUUGGUCAAAUCCUUGUUUAUUUCUUUUAAGAAAAAUCUAGACACUUAUAAAAUCUAUUCAACCAAUCAUCUUAUUUCGGUUAAGAAUUUAGUAACUCAAAAACCUGAAAUCGUAAUUGAAGGCAAUUUUAUAAUCGACUUUAAAGGAACCAAACAUGAAAUCGAAAUCAGAUCCAAUUAAAUUAAGGCAAUUGUUGGGUAAUUCUCUAUCUCUGGUACGACUGAUAAACUAAUUGCUAAUAACUAUUAUAACGAAGAGUUGAUAUUGUUUUAAAAAGAUGAGAAAGAAUUUGAAUUCAAUAAACACAACCCAUUGUUGCCUCCCUCAGAUAGCAGAUUUCGACCUGACUUGAUUUCUAUGCUUGAGGGAAAUUACUAUGAAGCUUAAUAGGAAAAAGAUAAAAUGCUUUUUGAAGGCGAAUUUCAAUAGUCAUGGUUUAAUCCAGUAUAAGCAGAUUAAAUUAUAAAUUCAAAUGAAAAGAGAUAUGAUUACAAAGGAGGAUACUUUACUUAAUCUAUCCAAUGA